AUGGAUCAAGCCAUGAUGGAGAAUCCUGUCACAUUGGUGAUCAAAGCUCCAAAUCAGAAAUAUGAUGACCAAACCAUUAAUUGCUUCCUAGACUGGACAGUAGAAAAACUAAAGACGCAUCUCUCAAAGGUUUAUCCCAGCAAACCGUUAACCAAGGAUCAGCGACUUGUAUAUUCUGGUAAACUCCUCCUUGAUCACCUGCAGUUGAAAGAUGUUCUCAGGAAACAAGAUGAAUAUCACAUGGUUCAUUUAGUAUGUGCCUCCAGGACGCCUCCUAACUCCCCGAAACCAAGCACCAGCAGAGAAAACGCUAGAGCUGCAAGCACCAGCAGUAAAUCAGGCUCAGAGCACUCAGGAUCCGCUUCCCCGGUAUCUGCAAGUCAGGAUAUGCCGUCCACAUCAUCAAAUCAUAGAAACGAGGAGAGCUUGAGACACCGCCAUGCCUCCCACUCAUCUGCCAAUACCAUGCAUGACUACUUUUCAUACAACAACAACAACAACACGUUGGGAAUCCUAUUCCUGGACAGGGAGCUCCAGCAGUAUUUCCAGCAUAUUCAGUCUUCAGCCCUUUGCAAAUGAUGUGGUGGCAGCAGAUGUAUGCUCGACAGUACUACAUGCAAUAUCAAGCUGUGGCUUCCAACCAAGGACCUACUGCAACUCCCACCAUCAAUUCAGAUCAACCUCCUACAAACCCUCCAAGAGCAGCUCCAAACAUUGCUCCAGAAGUGAACCAAAAUGUCCAAAUGAAUGUUCAAGGCGGCGCUGUUAUGAACGAAGAAGACAUUAACCGUGAUUGGCUAGACUGGAUUUACACUGUGUCCCGAGCAGCUAUUCUUCUUAGCAUAGUUUACUUCUAUUCAUCAUUCAGUCGAUUUGUUAUGGUCAUGGGAGCUAUGAUACUUGUUUACAUGCACCAAGCUGGAUGGUUUCCUUUUAGACAAGAAGAAGGUCAGCCACAAGCAAGAGACAAUGCAGCGGAUGUGAAUCAAGACAGAGUGAACAACAAUGAGCUCUUGGAAAUGGAGCAUCGUAUGGAUGAAGGUAUUCAAGAGGAAGGAGCAGAUGAUGUGGCAGAUGAGGCUGCGGCUCCUCAUCCAGGAAUUGUGGCAUCAGCUUGGUCAUUUAUAACCACGUUUUUCACCUCCCUUAUACCUGAGGGACCCCCACAAGUAAACUAG
Messenger RNA from Staurois parvus, 1178 nucleotides. NCBI's taxonomy places the organism in Eukaryota, Metazoa, Chordata, Amphibia, Anura, Ranidae. The record is from the annotation of a GenBank genome assembly.